Papaver somniferum (opium poppy) is the source of this 1686-nucleotide messenger RNA. RefSeq lists its product as uncharacterized. Gene Ontology annotation, molecular function: RNA-DNA hybrid ribonuclease activity; nucleic acid binding. NCBI's taxonomy places the organism in Eukaryota, Viridiplantae, Streptophyta, Magnoliopsida, Ranunculales, Papaveraceae. The record is from RefSeq and is a predicted model, not a curated record. The coding region runs from base 1 to 1686 and encodes 561 amino acids. The transcript has 5 exons.
AUGAGUAGAACUACUAGCCCAAAUAAUCCUGUGAACUAUCUGAAUAAUAUUACUCCUUGUAUCACAGAUGCUGAUAAUUGUAUGUUCAUUGCCUGUCCCUCUUAUGAUGAAGUUAAGAAUACUGUUUUUGCUAUGAAACCAUGGACCACUCCUGGUCCAGAUGGUUUUCCUGGAGGUAAGUUAUAUUAUCCCCAAAGAGGUUUGAGACAGGGAGAUCCUCUAUCUCCAUACCUCUUUAUUCUUUUUAUGGAAGCCUUUAGUAGAGAUCUAAGAUCUGCUGAAGAUUCAAAUUUGAUUAAUGGAUUUCAAGUUACUAAGGAAGCCCCUCCUAUCACCCAUUUAUUUUUUGCAGAUGACUGCUUUGUGUUUAUUAAAGCUAGGAUCCAGGAAGCAAAUCAAUUAGCUAAAAUUAUUGACCAAUUCAGUAAAUUUUCAGGUCAAGCUGUCAACUUUGGCAAAUCAGCUGUGGCUUUUAGUCCUAAAGUGCCAGGUAACAUUAAGAACACUAUUUCAGAAAUUUGGAAAGGUAAGUUUGUAACCCCUCUUGGUAGAACAGUGCUUAUUCAAUCUGUUUUAUGUAAUUUUGCUAACCGUCACCUUGAAGUAUUUCCUAUGCCUAAAACCAUCACAGAUAAGAUGGAUUCAGUUCAAAUGAAUUCCCAAUGGGGUAAAGAUGAAAAAGGAGGAGGAAUUUAUCAUAAAAUAUGGCUUGAUUUAGCACUUCCCAAAAAUCUGGGAGGUCUCAACAUUAGAAGGACAAACAUUCUUAAUCUUGCUCUGCUCACUAAGUUAGCAUGGAGAAUGCUAACCCAACAAGAUGAGAUGUGUGUUCAAAUUUUAAGUUGCAAAUACUUUAAAAAUACUAAUCCUCUUAAUGGUGUUGUUUCUUCUCAGGGAUCUUGGAUUUGGAAAGGUAUUUGUCAUGGGCUUGAUAUAGUUAGAAGAUACUAUGUUUGGGAGAUAGGAGAUGGAAGUCAAGUAGAUAUCUGGAAAGAUAAUUGGAUUUCUAAUAAAAACAAACCACCAGAUAGUACCUUCUACUCUUCUAACAUGAAAAAAGUCAGUCAACUUAUAGAUCAUGAGUCUCAUGCUUGGAAUUGUGAUACUCUUAAUGCCCUAUUUGAUGAGGAUACAGUCAAUGAUAUUAUGAAAAUUAUAAUUCCUCUCAAUGGUCAGGCUCAGCUCAGAUGGCCACCUGCUCACAAUGGGUCAUACAUGUUUACAGUUGUUGUUAACAUUUCUACUACUGGCACUGUCAGACACCUACGGAAACCAUCUUUUCCUAAUGUAGAGAAAAUAAAUUUUGAUGCUUCCUUUAUUAAUAGCUCUCUUCCAUCUGGUAUUGAACUAACUUUAAGGAAUUCUACAGGGUUCUGCGAUGGAGUGCGAUGUAUCCCUCUCAAAACAGUAGAUGUUGAACAAGCUGAUGCAUUAGGAGCAAUAGAAGCAGUUCUAUGGGCUAAGGAAAGAGGGUUUCAAAGGAUACAUCUAGAAGGGGACUGUGUGAAUGUUGUUAGAGCAAUCCAAGGUCAUCCUACCUCAGUCAAGUGGACAACAAAUAAUAUUAUUAGGGAUAUUCUCUAUUUAUUAUCUGAUUUUGAAUAUUGGGAAUGUAGUUAUGCACACAGAGAUGCAAAUAGCCUAGCUGAUUCUUUGGCUAAAUUUGCUAAAACUCAAGUAGUGUAG